AUGGCCGGGGCUUGGGGGGGCCGCGGGGCCUGGGGGCGCCUGGUGCUGCUGGGCCUGUGCGUCUGGACCGGAGCCCGGACAGCGGCACCAGACCCCGUGAGGAACCUGGCCGUGGUGAAUCAGACCAACAGCUCCAUCACUCUGCGCUGGGAGCCCCCGGACCCGAGCCCGGAGAACCUCACCUACCACAUCCGGUGGGCCGGAGAGAAAGCCGAGAACAAGACCGGGAACACGACAGACGUCACGUACUCAGCAGAGGGACUCGAACCCGCGUCCCGCUAUGUGUUUUCCGUGUGGGUGGAGGCAGGUGGAGCCGGCAGCAGCGAGGAGACCCUCAAUGCCAGCACAGCCCCCAACCCCGUCCAGAACCUGACCGUGGAGAAUCCGACCAACAGCUCCAUCACCCUGCGCUGGGAGGCCCCGGACACUCAGGGCUACACCUACUGGGUCCGGUGGACGGGGGACGAUGGCGAGAACGGGACCCAGAACACGACAGACGUCACGCACACGGCGCAGGGACUCGAACCCGCGUCCUCGUACCGGUUCUCCGUGUGGGCGGAGAGGCACGGAGUGUCCAGCGCUGAGCAGACCCAGGAGGCCUCCACAGCCCCCAACCCCGUCCAGAACCUGACUGUGGAGAAUCCGACUAACAGCUCCAUCAGCCUGCGCUGGGAGCCGCCCCUCGGCCCCAACCGGAGCUACACCUACUGGGUGGCGUGGACGGGGGACGGCGGUGACUCUGGGAACCGGAGCACAGCAGACACCAGUGUCACGGUGGACGGACUGGAACCCGGGUCCGCCUACGAGCUCGCCGUGUGGGUGGAGAACAGCAAUGUCAGCAGCUCCCAGACCAAUCUCAGCGUGGCCACAGCCCCCAACCCCGUCCAGAACCUGACCGUGGAGAAUCCGACCAACAGCUCCAUCAGCCUGCGCUGGGAGGCCCCGGACACUCAGGGCUACACCUACUGGGUCCGGUGGACGGGGGACAAUGACGAGGAUGAGACCGAGACCCAGAACACGACAGACGUCACGCACACGGUGCAGGGACUCAAACCCGCGUCCUCGUACCGGUUCUCCGUGUGGGCGGAGAGGCACGGAGUGCCCAGCGCCGAGCGGACCCAGGAGGCCUCCACAGCCCCCAACCCCGUCCAGAACCUGACCGUGGAGAAUCAGACCACCAGCUCCAUCAGCCUGAGCUGGAUGGCUCCCCAGGGCCCAGAGCACCCUCCCUACACCUACUGGGUCUCCUGGGCCCUGGAGGGCGGGGCUGCCGCUGGGCUCCAGAGCACCCCAGAUACCGGGAUCACCGUGGGCGCAAUGGAAGCUGGGAGCCUGUACACCUUCGCUGUGUGGGCCCAGAGGAACGGGCUCAACAGCGGCAAUAAGACCCUCACGGGGGCCACAGUCCCCAGCGCAGUGACAGGCCUCAGGAUCGGGGACCAGACCACCAGCUCCGUCAGCCUGAGCUGGACGGCUCCCCAGGGCCCAGAGCACCCUCCCUACACCUACUGGGUCUCCUGGGCCCUGGAGGGCGGGGCUGCCGCUGGGCUCCAGAGCACCCCGGAUACCGGGAUCACCGUGGGUGCAAUGGAAGCUGGGAGCCUGUACACCUUCGCCGUGUGGGCCCGGAGGAAUGGGCUCAACAGCGGCAAUAAGACCCUCAUGGGGGCCACAGCUCCCAAUGAGGUCACAGCUCUGCAGAAGAAAACUCAGACCAACAACUCCAUCGCCCUGCAGUGGGAGGCCCCUGCAGACCCCCGCGCUCAGUUCUACAUGUACUGGGUCCGGUGGGCCAGGGGAGUAGAUCCCCAGAAGGAGACAGACCCCCAAGGACACAAGGUCGACGAGAUAGCCAACACCAGUGAGACUUGGUAUGUGGUGGAGGCCCUGGAACCCGGGACUCCAUACAACUUCAGCGUGUGGGCGGAGAAGAGUGGUGUAGCCGGUUCCACACAGAGCCUCCGAGCAUCCACAGCCCCGGACCCGGUCACCAUCACCUCCUGCACCAGCACCUCUGGUGGCUACGGGCUCGUCCUGACCUGGACCUGCCCCCCGGGCGGCUACCAGGCCUUCGAGCUGCAGGUGGGCGGGCAGCGGAGCCCCCAGGACAGAGCCUCCUGCGGGAAGGACGUGCGAGUGUCCGACCUGCAGCCGGCUCAGUCCUAUGAGGCCACCGUCCGGACCGUCUGGGACGGGCUGCGGGCCCCAGCGGCCUCGAUGACCUGCCACACGGAGAGUGCAGGGGUCAUCGCCGGAGCCAUUGUCGGGGUCCUCCUGUUCCUCACCCUGGUGGGCCUGCUGGUCUUCUUCCUGAGGAGGUAUAAGAAGAGCCUGAAGGAGCCAGCACUCAGCUUCCGAAGGGACAUCCCUGCGGCCGACUUCGCUGACCACGUCCGCAGAAACGAGAAGGACAGCAACUGCGGCUUUGCUGAGGAGUACCAGCGCCUGGCCCUGGAGAGCCACGGCCAGUCCCAGACGGUGGCCCUGGCCCCGGAAAACAGCGCCAAGAACCGCUACCGCAACGUGCUGCCCUACGACUGGUCCCGCGUGGCCCUGCGGACCCUGGGCGGGGCCCCGGGCUCCGACUACAUCAACGCCAGCUUCAUGCCCGGUCUCUGGAGCUCCCGGGAGUUCAUUGCGACCCAGGGCCCCCUGCCCCAGACGGUGGGCGACUUCUGGCGCCUGGUGUGGGAGCAGCAGAGCCACACCCUGGUCAUGCUGACCAACUGCGUGGAGUUGGGCCGGGUGAAGUGUGAGCAUUACUGGCCCCUGGACGACCAGCCCUGCACCCACGGGCACCUGCAGGUGACCCUGGAGGGGGAGAAGGUGAUGGAGAACUGGACAAUCCGAGACCUGAAGCUGCGACACACGCAGGAGAAGAAGACCCUGUCUGUGCGACAGUUCCACUACAUGGCCUGGCCGGACCACGGGGUGCCCCACUCCCCGGACCCCUUGCUGGCCUUCUGGAAGGUGCUCAGGCAGUGGCUGGACAACACCCCCGGGGGAGGCCCCCCCAUCGUGCACUGCAGCGCCGGUGUGGGCCGCACGGGCACCCUCAUCGCCCUGGACGUCCUGCUGAGGCAGCUGGAGUGCGAGGGCCUGGUGGGGCCCUACAGCUUCGUGAAGAAGAUGCGGGAGAGCCGGCCCCUGAUGGUGCAGACCGAGGCCCAGUAUGUCUUCCUGCACCAGUGCCUCCUGCGGUCUCUGCAGCAGUCGGCCCGGCCCCCAGCCAAGAAGCACAGCGCCAUAUACGAGAACCUGCUCUUCGAGAACGAUUCUGCCCUCGACGUGUAGGGGAAGCUGAGACCCCAGCUUCGGGGCCUCGGGGACCCCAGCCCACAGCCAGGCUCGCACCCGGGAUCCGGACUUCAGCCCAGAUGACUGGACCCCCUGGGAGAGCUAGGGGCUGGGGCCCCAGACUCCUGGGCCCUGGGGGGGUGGGGUGGCUGUCAGCCCUGGGGGAGAGAGGUCCCGGGGAGCCAGGAUCCGGGUUC
Molecule: messenger RNA, 3494 nt
Organism: Pipistrellus kuhlii (Kuhl's pipistrelle)
Lineage: Eukaryota; Metazoa; Chordata; Mammalia; Chiroptera; Vespertilionidae
Gene: PTPRH
Product: protein tyrosine phosphatase receptor type H
Exons: 21
Coding region: 1-3294 (1097 amino acids)
Biological process (GO): angiogenesis; protein dephosphorylation
Molecular function (GO): protein tyrosine phosphatase activity; cadherin binding
Source: RefSeq, a predicted model, not a curated record